AUGGUCGAGCCCCUCGGAGCUUCCUUUGCUGCAAACAUCAUGUCAGGCCAAACGAGCAGCCCCUCCGCUUCCUUGCCUGGCAAGGCCGGCGCCAUUACCACCAACGCCACCGCAACGACGCCAGGCAAGGCCAAAAAGCAGGCACAGGCGCAGAGGACAAGGCUUGUCGCUCUCUCGAAACACCUCAUGACCCGCUUGCAGUAUGCCACCUUCAAGGUCGAGCAUGGCUGGGCCAAGCAGUCGCUGUCGGAAGUCGAGAACCUCUACUAUCACCAGAGCCAGGGCAGCAGUCGGGAAGGCCCAAAGAGCAGCGGGCCGUCGCCAUCCUCGACGGGGGCAGCCGCCGACGGUCCAGCCACGCCGAGCGUCGCCUCGUCCAGCUCAAUCUCGUCGCGGCUGUUCAAGGAGGCGGCCGCACUCAAGAGACCGGAGUCGGACGGCGGCGACGUCUUCGGUGGCUACGGCCUCGCCACGCCACCUGCAUCGGCCGGCACACAGCCAGGCUCGUAUCUCGGCGGCGGAAGCGGCAAGGCGAGCGGGGCUCAAGGUCGAGCGCCGUCCUACACGUCCGUCUCGCCGCCUGGCACGCGCGCACCAGCGCUGGGAGAAGGCUACAGCUCGAAGCGGCCAUCACCGCGCGGCUCAGCACCUGGAAGCGCAUCUCGACCGUCAGCAACGACGGCAUCGAGGUCCACAGCAUCGUCGUCUUCUGCGGCUGCGGCGACGUCCUCGGCCGGCGCAUCGCCUGCCAAUCCCAACGGCGCCACCAGCUACGCGGACUUUUGGAGCCGCGUCGGUUCGUCGUCGAGCCUGUCCCGGACCGGCGGCACCCCUCACCAAUCGGAGCAGGGACAUCGGGGAUCGGUCGGCCCGACGAAGCGCGCAGCCGAUACAUCGCCGGGUGCUCUCGAGCCUUUGGGCCGAGGAUCAUCGACGGCGACGGCGGCGACAGGCAGCUACGAGGCGAGCGGCGGCAGUCCGCUGAAGCGCGUGCGCAUGGAUCUCUCGCCUACCAAGACUGACGGAACCAGCGGCGGCUCGCCCCUCUUGGAUCGAGGCCCGAGCUUCGCCGCUAGGGGCAAGGCUUCGACGCAGGUCGCCUCAGGAGGGUCGCCAGCUGCAGUGGCGACACUGCCGCGGCUAUCAAGAAGCGGUAGCCCGACCCCGAGCUCGAGAUCGUGA
Molecule: messenger RNA, 1182 nt
Organism: Pseudozyma flocculosa PF-1
Lineage: Eukaryota; Fungi; Basidiomycota; Ustilaginomycetes; Ustilaginales; Ustilaginaceae
Exons: 3
Coding region: 1-1182 (393 amino acids)
Cellular component (GO): cytoplasm; SBF transcription complex
Molecular function (GO): transcription coregulator activity
Source: RefSeq, a predicted model, not a curated record